AUGAGCGACGCGGUCUAUCACUUCCCCGAGAUCCGCGAGACGUGUCUGGACUGCGAUACGCCCUCGACCGACGGCGAACACGAGAACCGCAACGGGCGCGAAAUCCGCAACGUCCGCUCGCAUGACGCCGUUGCGGCUCACGCAUCCGAAUCGAACCCUCGACCGACGAACCCGCUCGCAGCCUUCCUCGAGACUAUCAUAAAGAAAGGAGCGAACUUCGUAUUAAGUGCCAAUUUUGCCUUCUGGAUAAUUGAC
This is a messenger RNA of Iphiclides podalirius (scarce swallowtail), 255 nucleotides long. Lineage: Eukaryota; Metazoa; Arthropoda; Insecta; Lepidoptera; Papilionidae. The record is from the annotation of a GenBank genome assembly.